This is a messenger RNA of Schizosaccharomyces octosporus yFS286, 2946 nucleotides long. Its product is annotated as ran GTP-binding protein. The coding region runs from base 627 to 2351 and encodes 574 amino acids. NCBI's taxonomy places the organism in Eukaryota, Fungi, Ascomycota, Schizosaccharomycetes, Schizosaccharomycetales, Schizosaccharomycetaceae. Gene Ontology annotation, cellular component: cytoplasm; nucleus. The transcript has a single exon. Gene Ontology annotation, molecular function: GTPase regulator activity. The record is from RefSeq and is a predicted model, not a curated record.
UUUUUUUCAUUUUUUAGUACUUAGUUCAUAAAUAAUCGAAUGUACACACUUAUUCGAGUGGCAAAUCGAUACAGGUACUAUUGGAGAGUAAAAUUCGUUCUUUCUUUCAGGUUUUAAUAUAUUUUUAAAAGGAAGUACAAAAAAUAAAUACAAUUUUAUUGUUAAUCUUACUGUAAUCGAAGGACCAGCAAACAAUAUUGGUGUCAUUUAGCAUGACCAAACCAAACUACACUUUAUGAAACGCUUUAAAAGUCGUUGUUGAAUAUGUUUCUCUUUUAUAAAUAUAUUAUAGCAUCCCUUUCAAUUCUUCAGUAAAGGCCAUUUUACCGGGACCUUUUAAGAGAACUGAAACGGUACAAGUGUUAAAAUAAACAACGAAAGAUUGAUUUAAUCGCAAAUUUCUUUAAAAUUUAAUCUUUCUUUUCCUUCUUUUGAUUAAAAUGAUUGCCAAAGAUUUAUAAUUUUAAAAGCCUUCAUAGUCAGAAGACACACCAUUUUUUCAAGUACAAAUAUGUCAAGUCACAUGAACUGCUUCUUCAACUAAAAAAAAAAAGCUUUUAAAGAUACCUUAUAAAUUUCUAAUUCUUACUAAUAUAGUCUAACUAUUUGAAACCAAAGAAAUUAUAAUGGAUGAGUUGUUUCAUGUCGCGUCACACGCAGCUACGUUUGCAACUAGCUUUGCCAUAAAGCACAGUAUAUCUUUUGCUGGGAAAUUUGCCGUUCAGCAAGUAAGCAGUUACAUAAAAUGCGUACCUGAUGCUGAUCGAGAUGAAUUGGAGACCAUGAAAGCAAAGUUGCUUGAGAUGAUUCGUGUGGUCACACCGGCCAUAGAGUUGAUUGAUAUUAUGUCUUCCAAUGGAAACCAAAGUUUACAAAGCACACGCCAACUUGUUGAUGCAUUACGCUCUGAUAUCGAAAAGUUUAGCGUGCAUAUUGUGGGUGUCGCAAACGCUGACACAGAAAAAGAGAUAUCAAAUCCAAAGCGUGCUGAAGAAACGAAGGGAAAGGUUUUAGAAGAAAUGAGGAAUUUGCUUUUAAGGAUUCAGGAUGCGAUUCCUCUGCUCAAUUUGUCUAUCACCACUUCAGGGCUUUCAAUCUCAUCUAGCUUACCCAAGUCUACCAAUUUCUCGCAACUUUUUAAAGCAAAUUCUCACAUUUUACAUGCAAAUCUUUCUUUUUCAGGCGAUAAGCCCUUACAAGUUGGUCCCGCAUUUCGACUUCGCACUUACAAAAUAUUCGAAAGUCAUGCUCAAUCCAAGUUUUUAAAUCACGAUUCGAUCAUUUGGCAAGAGGAUUGCUCUGUAUGUAUUGGUAAAGUUUUUCGAAUCCCACCUCAACAAUCUCACAACAAAGAUUCUCUUCUCUCGUAUAAACUUACCCUAGUGCAGUCAUUUGACGAUGAUCGUUAUCACGAAGAAAAUGAAGUUCCAUUAUCAAAAGAUAUAUUUCUAAAUAAUGUUCAAACCCUAUUUUUCAGCGUUUCGGGUAAACUUCUUCGACUUGACGAUGUUAUGACACCUGUUAUUCUUCUCAAAUACAAGGAUAGUCCUUUCGAGUCGUCAGAAGCACAGGAAAAGUAUGAAUGGAUAGCCUUGGAGUUGUUAACAGAAGACGGGGAUGAAAGCGAAAGUGAAGAAGAUGAGGAAUCUGACAAUUCGACUGUCGAAUUUAGCGAUGAACAAAUGGUAGAAAUGCAAUUAUUAGGACUUACCAAAAAAGAGCUAAUAAAGAGAACAAAGAAAAUGAAAGCUUAUCAAAAGGAAGAUACGAGUCUUGUUUUACUUGAGUAUCUUCUUCGUCUUUGUGCUUUGGAAGCGAACGCUCAAGAGUCUGUACUUCAACUACCCGACGAACAAAUUUCUUUGUAUUUGCGAGAUGAGCAAGGACGUGAGCGACCUCGUGAUCCAGGGUCGUAUCAUGCUUUAGAAAACAACGUUGAUACUCCUGUUUCACCAACUUCUGCAACAUCGUCAAGGCGUUCUGGUGUACGUGCUAGUUCGACGUUUCUUUCCCCUUGGGUAAAAGCGGACGGUUCUUCUCCUUUGAAAAACGUUCCAAGAAAUAAAUUAACAGACGAACGAGAAGCAACCUCUGGCUACGCUAGUCCGUUGAUGAAUCGAAGAACCAAGGAUUCUUCGAAGAGGGACAGCAUGAUAGGUACAUAUUCCCCGAUGUUUAUACGGUCUAGAAAAGACCUAUUUCAAGAAAAAGAUCAGAUGUUAUCUACCAGGAAAGAAUUGUUUGUUUCCGAAAAAAAACUACAAGAUACUGCAACCGAUACGAAUAACAGUUCAGGCGUUCAAAAUGAAGUACUAGCUGAUGCUAAAAAAAGUCAACAAUCUAAACCUUAAAAUAAUGAUAAAUUCAUAAUUUAUGGUCUGUUAUAAGCUGUUUAGAAAGGAUUCUGUUCUGAUAUAGAGUGAAACCUUUCGUCUGUCGAAUCUAAUUUACAAGUCAAUCCUAUUUGCAGUGAAAUAAUUCUUGUUCACGGGAUUUCAAACUCUUUUCGAGUAACGGUUUGAUGGUUUUCUAUUUCCAAUGUCGAUGCUCAUGAAAUAAAUUAUAUUUUUUUCCUUUUCAAAUCAGUUCACUAGUUUUUAACCCCAUAAAAGAUAAAAUAUGUGGAAAUUUACAUUUAUGAAUGACGAUAUAAUGCAUAUUCUGAAUUAAUGAGUGGUGUUUCGACACUAAAGUCAUGAGCGAUUUUAUAUAAUGAAUGAUAGUAGUCAAAACAGCUCGAAUUCAAUACCUUCCUAACGAGUUGGAUAACUAGAAAAAGGAAAUGGAGGAAAACUUUAGUCUACUACUUAUUUCUUUUGCUAAGCUCUCAAUAAAUCUGAAUUGUAACUUGGCGGGCAACAAUAUCAUAAUUAAAAACAUACUACGAAUUUCGUUUUAGAUAUUUUCUUUUCAUAGAAUCUGUUUAAAUUUAAUAUAACAUAUGAC